This is a messenger RNA of Carcharodon carcharias (great white shark), 2319 nucleotides long. RefSeq names its product proline-rich extensin-like protein EPR1. The record is from RefSeq and is a predicted model, not a curated record. Lineage: Eukaryota; Metazoa; Chordata; Chondrichthyes; Lamniformes; Lamnidae. The transcript is spliced from 2 exons. The coding region runs from base 1 to 2319 and encodes 772 amino acids.
AUGUCCCUGCCCACUGUGCCCCUGCCCACUGUGCCCCUGCCCACCGUGUCCCUGCCCACCGUGCCCCUGCCCACCGUGUCCCUGCCCACCAUGCCCCUGCCCACCGUGCGCCUGCUCACUGUGCCCCUACACACUGUGCGUCUGCCCACUGUGCCCCUACCCACUAUGCCCCUACACACCGUGCCCCUACCCACUGUGCACCUGCCCACUGUGCCCCUACCCACUGUGCGCCUGCCCACUGUGCGCCUGCCCAUUGUGCCCCUACCCACUGUGCACCUGCCCACUGUGCCCCUACCCACUGUGCCCCUGCCCACUGUGCCCCUACCCACUGUGCACCUGCCCACUGUGCCCCUACCCACUGUGCACCUGCCCACUGUGCCCCUACCCACUGUGCACCUGCCCAUUGUGCCCCUACCCACUGUGCACCUGCCCACUGUGCACCUGCCCACUGUGCCCCUACCCACUGUGCACCUGCCCAUUGUGCCCCUACCCACUGUGCACCUGCCCACUGUGCACCUGCCCACUGUGCCCCUACCCACUGUGCACCUGCCCACUGUGCCCCUACCCACUGUGCCCCUGCCCACUGUGCCCAUGCCCACUGUGCCCCUGCCCACUGUGCCCCUGCCCACCAUGCCCCUGCCCACCAUGCCCCUGCCCACCGUGCCCCUGCCCACUGUGCCCCUGCCCACCGUGCCCCUGCCCACCGUGCCCCUGCCCACUGUGCCCCUUCCCACUGUGCCCCUGCCCACUAUGCCCCUGCCCACUGUGCCCCUGCCCACCGUGCCCCUGCCCACCGUGCCCCUGCCCACUGUGCCCCUUCCCACUGUGCCCCUGCCCACUAUGCCCCUGCCCACUGUGCCCCUGCCCACUGUGCCCCUGCCCACCGUGCCCCUGCCCACCGUGCCCCUGCCCACCGUGCCCCUGCCCACCGUGCCCCUGCCCACCGUGCCCCUGCCCACCGUGCCCUGCCCACUGUGCCCCUGCCCACUGUGCCCCUGCCCACCGUGCCCCUGCCCACCGUGCCCUGCCCACUGUGCCCCUGCCCACUGUGCCCCUGCCCACCGUGCCCUUCCCACUGUGCCCCUACCCACUGUGCCCCUGCCCACCGUGCCCCUGCCCACCGUGCCCCUGCCCACCGUGCCCCUGCCCACUGUGCCCCUGCCCACCGUGCCCUUCCCACUGUGCCCCUGCCCACUGUGCCCCUGCCCACCGUGCCCCUGCCCACCGUGCCCUGCCCACUGUGCCCCUGCCCACCGUGCCCCUGCCCACCGUGCCCUUCCCACUGUGCCCCUACCCACUGUGCCCCUGCCCACCGUGCCCCUGCCCACCGUGCCCCUGCCCACCGUGCCCCUGCCCACUGUGCACCUCCCUGUGCCCCUACCCACUGUGCCCCUGCCCACCGUGCCCCUGCCCACCGUGCCCCUGCCCACCGUGCCCCUGCCCACUGUGCACCUGCCCACUGUGCCCCUACCCACCGUGCCCCUGCCUACCAUGCCCCUGCCCACUGUGCCCCUGCCCACCGUGCCCCUGCCCACCGUGCCCCUGCCCACCGUGCCCAUGCCCACCAUGCCCCUGCCCACUGUGCCCCUGCCCACCGUGCCCCUGCCCACCGUGCCCCUGCCCACUGUGCCCCUGCCCACCGUGCCCCUGCCCACCGUGCCCCUGCCCACCGUGCCCCUGCCCACUGUGCCCCUGCCCACCGUGCCCUUCCCACUGUGCCCCUGCCCACUGUGCCCCUGCCCACCGUGCCCCUGCCCACCGUGCCCUGCCCACUGUGCCCCUGCCCACUGUGCCCCUGCCCACCGUGCCCUUCCCACUGUGCCCCUACCCACUGUGCCCCUGCCCACCGUGCCCCUGCCCACCGUGCCCCUGCCCACCGUGCCCCUGCCCACUGUGCACCUGCCCACUGUGCCCCUACCCACCGUGCCCCUGCCCACCAUGCCCCUGCCCACUGUGCCUCUGCCCACCGUGCCCCUGCCCACCGUGCCCCUGCCCACCGUGCCCAUGCCCACCAUGCCCCUGCCCACUGUGCCCCUGCCCACCGUGCCCCUGCCCACCGUGCCCCUGCCCACUGUGCCCCUGCCCACCGUGCCCCUGCCCACUGUGCCCCUGCCCACCGUGCCCCUGCCCACCGUGCCCCUGCCCACUGUGCCCCUGCCCACCGUGCCCCUGCCCACCGUGCCCCUGCCCACCGUGCCCCUGCCCACCGUGCCCCUGCCCACUGUGCCCCUGCCCACCGUGCCCCUGCCCACCGUGCCCCUGCCCACCGUGCCCUUCCUCCGAGUGUCGGAGACCUUGGCUGGCACUGUCUCCGCCUGA